Messenger RNA from Xenopus tropicalis (tropical clawed frog), 4774 nucleotides. RefSeq names its product mucin-3B-like (gene muc17). The coding region runs from base 295 to 2973 and encodes 892 amino acids. The record is from RefSeq and is a predicted model, not a curated record. Lineage: Eukaryota; Metazoa; Chordata; Amphibia; Anura; Pipidae. The transcript is spliced from 11 exons.
AGUACCGCUCAAGUUUCUGAGACAACAGAAUCUCAGAUCACCACUACCACCUCUGGACAAAGUACCGCUCAACUUUCUGAGACAACACAAUCUCAGAUCACCAUUAUCACAGCAACCCAAGGGAUAGCUGUGACUUCUCAGGCAACUGCAGCUGUGGGCACAGCAGCAACAACAAUACUGUUUACCACAACUGCAGAAGACUCCACCGUUGCAGGAACUCAAUCCACCACACAAACUGAAACUACUACCGCAGAUGAAACAACAGCAUCAGCCUCUUCACCUCUAACUUCUGAGAUGUCAACAGCUGGAGGAAUGACAAGCAUCUCUGCUGCUCCCCAGACAUCGACUCAUGCCACAGACACAUCUGCCUUUCAAACUACAACAUUGAAGGAAUUUCCAUCCUCCACUGCAGCAGUCAUGUCCUCACCUGCAUAUACAUCAAGAACAGAGGAGACUUCAACUCCUUCUAAUGCAACUGAUGCCCUCAGAACUACAAAUUCAGGCAGUACUGCUUUUACUACUUAUAAUUUAACUUCUGGUCAUUUUGUGACAUCUGUUUUACCAAAUGUCACAACUGAUGCAUCUAAAAUGUCAACAACCAACUUUCAGUCUACUUUUAUAACAACUUUCUCAUCUACACAGCACUUACCUUUCACUUCUUCAACAACUACUCAUCUCUCUACAACUACGAUGGACUUACCUUCCACUUCUUUAACAACUACUCAUCUCGCUACAUCUACGAUGGACUUACCUUCCACUUCUUCAACAACUACUCAUCUGUCUACAACAACGAUGGACUUACCUUCCACUUCUUCAACAACUACUCAUCUCUCUACAACUACAUUGGACUUACCUUCCACUUCUUCAACAACUACUCAUCUCUCUACAACUACGAUGGACUUACCUUCCAGUUCUUCAACAACUACUCAUCUUUCUACAACUACGAUGGACUUACCUUUCAGUUCUUCAACAACUACUCAUCUCUCUACAACUUCGAUGGACUUACCUUCCACUUCUUCAACAACUACUCAUCUCUCUACAACCACGAUCGACUUACCUUCCAGUUCUUCAACAAAUACUUAUCUCUCUACAACUACGAUGGACUUACCUUCCACUUCUUCAACGACAACUCAUCUUUCUACAACUACGAUUGACUUAUUUUCCAGUUCUUCAACAAAUACUCAUCUCUCUACAACUAUGAUGGACUUACCUUCCACUUCUUCAAUGACAACUCAUCUUUCUACAACUACAAUUGACUUACCUUCCAGUUCUUCAACAACUACUCAUCUUUCUACAACUACAAUGGACUUACCUACCACUUCUUCAACAACUACUUAUCUCUCCACAUCUACGAUGGACUUACCUUCCACUUCUUCAACAACUACUCAUCUUUCUACAACUACAAUGGACUUACCUUCCACUUCUUCAACAACUACUUAUCUCUCCACAUCUACGAUGGACUUACCUUCCACUUCUUCAACAACUACUCAUCUCUCCACAUCAACGAUGGACUUACCUUCCACUUCUUCAACCACUACUCAGCUCUCUACAACUACAAAGCAUUUACCUUCCACUUCUUCAACAACUACUCAUCUUUCUACAACUACAAAGCACUUACCUUCUACUUCUCCAACAACUACUCAUCUCUCCACAUCAACGAUGGACUUACCUUCCACUUCUUCAACAACUACUCAGCUCUCUACAACUACAAAGCAUUUACCUUCCACUUCUUCAACAACUACUCAUCUUUCUACAACUACAAAGCAUUUACCUUCCACUUCUUCAACAACUACUCAUCUCUCUACAACUACAAAGCACUUACCUUCCACUUCUCCAACAACUACUCAUCUCUCUACAACUACAAAGCACUUACCUUCCACUUCUCCAACAACUACACAUCUCUCUACAACUACAAAAGCCAGCACAACUCAAAAUAGGUGUCAGAAUGGAGGCACAUGGGAUGAGAUUAAAUGCCUUUGUCUCCCUGAAUUCUAUGGCCCUAAGUGUGAGUUCCUGAUAGACAGAGUUGAUGUUGCGAAAGCCAAAACCUCUGUGAGCGUGACACUGAGAGUUGCAAAUGAAAUAUUUGAUAAUAAGUUACUUGAUAACACCACCGUGGAAUAUGAAAACUUUAAAACCAGGUUUAAGGAAGAGAUGAGGACAGUCUAUGCUAAUGUCUCUGGGUAUGUCAACGUGGAAAUUAUCUCUUUGAGGAAAGGCAGCAUCAUUGUGGAACAUAAAGUCAUCGUGGAGGUUGAGCUCAAGGACAAUCUGACACAACAAUACAAUAAUGUACUGGAACAAGUGACUGAUCAGCUGAAUGACCUCAACUGCACACAUGGAAACUCUGCCUUGUGUCUGGAUGGAAAUAAGCCCUUGGUUGAAGCAAGUACACUCCCGUCUGCGGAAGAACUCUGCAAAGAAAAGGUUGUAAAUGGAUCUGAAAACUUGUAUAGCCCAUUACAAACCCCUACUGGCCUGAUCUGCAUCUCAGCAUGUGAUGAACGCUCCAAGAAUUAUAUGAACUGUACCAUUGGCAGUUGUCGGCUUAAUGGCACCAAAGGCCCACUUUGCUACUGCCCAGAUACAGACAAAUAUAUCUAUAUGCAAGAUCGGUGUCAGGGGAAGGUACUAAAGGCAGGAUUGUAUGGAGGUCUCGGAGCCGGCUUCGCUCUUCUGAUGAUCAUCUUAAUUACGACUGGACUCCUCUUAUACAGAACCAAACGUUGGUAUAAAUGGGAUCCAUUCUUACAACCUGAGGAACCAAAAUGGUAUGAGGAUACAGAUGGCGUAUGGACCAAUCCGCUCAGCUACGAGAAUCCAGGAGCAGUUCUAUAUGAAGACGAUAUCUCCUAUAUUAGCAGUCAGGCCACUACCAUCACCUUUGAACCGAGCCUACAAAAUGUGGACACAAGAAUUAAGGUUAAUAUUAAGAGGCCAGAAAAGGUGGAUGUGAAUUUGCCACCAUCAUAGAUAGAAGACCCAACACAAGGACCUUCCUGGAGAGGACAAUCUGGGUCCAUGGACUGACCAUUCAGAUCAACAAAGAGGAGGACCCUAGAGACAAUGUUACCAUUAGAAGACCCAAAGACCUUCCUGGAGAGGACAAUCUGGGUCCAUGGACUGACCAUUCAGAUCAACAAAGAGAGGACCCUAGAGACAAUGUUAUCAUUAGAAGACCCAACACAAAGACCUUCCUGGAGAGGACAAUCUGGGUCCAUGGACUGACCAUUCAGAUCAACAAAGAGAGGACCCUAGAGACAAUGUUAUCAUUAGAAGACCCAACACAAAGACCUUCCUGGAGAGGACAAUCUGGGUCCAUGGACUGACCAUUCAGAUCAACAAAGAGGAGGACCCUAGAGACAAUGUUACCAUUAGAAGACCCAACGCAAAGACCUUCCUGGAGAGGACAAUCUGGGUCCAUGGACUGACCAUUCAGAUCAACAAAGAGAGGGCCCUAGAGGCAAUGUUACCAUUAGAAGACCCAACACAAAGACCUUCCUGGAGAGGACAAUCUGGGUCCAUGGACUGACCAUUCAGAUCAACAAAGAGAGGACCCUAGAGACAAUGUUAUCAUUAGAAGACCUGACACAAAGACCUUCCUGGAGAGGACAAUCUGGGUCCAUGGACUGACCAUUCAGAUCAACAAAGAGAGGACCCUAGAGACAAUGUUAUCAUUAGAAGACCCAACACAAAGACCUUCCUGGAGAGGACAAUCUGGGUCCAUGGACUGACCAUUCAGAUCAACAAAGAGAGGACCCUAGAGACAAUGUUAUCAUUAGAAGACCCAACACAAAGACCUUCCUGGAGAGGACAAUCUGGGUCCAUGGACUGACCAUUCAGAUCAACAAAGAGAGGACCCUAGAGACAAUGUUAUCAUUAGAAGACCCAACACAAAGACCUUCCUGGAGAGGACAAUCUGGGUCCAUGGACUGACCAUUCAGAUCAACAAAGAGGAGGACCCUAGAGACAAUGUUACCAUUAGAAGACCCAACGCAAAGACCUUCCUGGAGAGGACAAUCUGGGUCCAUGGACUGACCAUUCAGAUCAACAAAGAGAGGGCCCUAGAGGCAAUGUUACCAUUAGAAGACCCAACACAAAGACCUUCCUGGAGAGGACAAUCUGGGUCCAUGGACUGACCAUUCAGAUCAACAAAGAGAGGACCCUAGAGACAAUGUUAUCAUUAGAAGACCUGACACAAAGACCUUCCUGGAGAGGACAAUCUGGGUCCAUGGACUGACCAUUCAGAUCAACAAAGAGAGGACCCUAGAGACAAUGUUAUCAUUAGAAGACCUGACACAAAGACCUUCCUGGAGAGGACAAUCUGGGUCCAUGGACUGACCAUUCAGAUCAACAAAGAGAGGGCCCUAGAGGCAAUGUUACCAUUAGAAGACCCAACACAAAGACCUUCCUGGAGAGGACAAUCUGGGUCCAUGGACUGACCAUUCAGAUCAACCCUAGAGACAAUGUUACCAUUAGAAACACAUGAGCGGAAUGCUGGAGGAUAAAGAAUAUACAAAGAAAGGAGGAGGGAGGUUCUGGGUGAUGAAGACUUGGGGGGACCAAAAUGAGGUUUUAUGAAAAGAAGAAUCCAGUUCUGGGCAGAGAAAGAAGAGAAGAAGAAAUGAUGUUACUUCUUAUGGUCCUUCCACCGCCCCCCCUUCCCCUUAUACAUUGCUGUAGGCCCUACUUGGCUCCAUUAUCCCCAUAUUCUCUAUGGACUCGUGUUAUUUAUAUUAUCUGAUUGAAAGAAUUUAUUUGAUAUAAUUUAUUG